Messenger RNA from Naumovozyma castellii, 2544 nucleotides. It is a transcript of the gene SPC98, whose product is annotated as Spc98p. The record is from RefSeq and is a predicted model, not a curated record. Lineage: Eukaryota; Fungi; Ascomycota; Saccharomycetes; Saccharomycetales; Saccharomycetaceae. Bases 1 to 2544 code for a protein of 847 amino acids. The transcript has a single exon.
AUGGACCUAGAUGCUGCUCUUUCACCAGUUUUAGAGGCACUGGUUCCUCACGCGUUAUCUGAUGUAUCAUUGAGGUCAUUAUUACGUGAACUGUCGCUACUGCUACGAUCCCCUGCUAAAUCAAGCGCACAUUUACAAACAAUUUUACAAGUAUACAAGGAUCAGCUUCCAUCGACCAUUGAGAACAAUGCAUCUUGGCAAAAACUAGAGAAUCUACUGUUGCCGUUAUGUUCACUCAAAAAAAACGAUGAUAUUACCAAAUAUCUAUCUGUAUUUCAAUCAAUGCUCUCUCCUGGCUUACCGUCUCCUGAUGGGAGAAAUCAGAGGUACUCGUAUCAAGGCCCUAACAGAAAUUUAAAUUCUCCAUUUAACCCAACAAUCAGUCCGAACAGAGCACAUAGCGUUUAUUCAGAAUCGUUCGAGAAUUUUGAUCGUUAUUCCGACAAAAGAUCGUUACCAUCGGUAUAUAAGGACAACCGAACGAUAAAUAAUACGAUCACUUUACGUGAACUAUCUGAUCAAUAUUACAGAAAUAUGGUCCCCCAAGACGUAAUGUUAAGAUACGCAGCAUAUACGUUAGUAGCUACCACUUCUGACAUGUUUCCCAUGGAUUUUAAUGUAAUUCAAAUACCGUCAAACAUUCCAAACUCAGAUAGUGCUAUGUUACACUUGAUCUUUGAAGCUGGAUUAUUAUACCAAUCCUUAAACCUAAUUGUCAAUCAGCAUAAAUCUAGUAAUAUAUCCCCAAUCAAGAAAGCACUAAUUAUACACUUAAGCAAAGAAUUACGAAAGUAUACUGCAUUUAUUAAUAAUCUGACCAUCUCAAAUAAUCUUACCUCUUUGAAAGCCCUCUAUAUCGAAUUGUUUGAAUACGUUUCGGUACUAAGAAUUUAUUUUCAGUUUAUGGAGCACUUUGAAGCAACUUCAGGUGACAUGUAUCUUUCCGAAUUCCAUUCCUGGAAAUCACAUGGAGAUUUAUUGGUCAGCCGUGUAGCUACAGAAUUGUUUGAUUGCUUAUUAUCCCUCUAUUUUGAGUAUUUAUUUAAUUGGCUUGUAGCUGCAAAGGUUGAAUCGACAUUUAAUGACUUUUUCAUAAAAGUACAAGAUAAUCAUGAUGAAAAGAUCAAUAUCAUACCUGUAACACUAAUUAGCGAAAAAUUACCACAUUUCCUGGAUGGUGAAAUGGGCAAUAAAAUUUACAUCAUUGGAAAGACAUAUAUCUUCCUUACAAAAUAUUGUAAAGAAUUGGAAAAAUCCAAUGAGUUCGCAAAAAAAUAUUCAGUAAUAUAUUCAAAUUUAUUGCAUAACGGUAUAUCAAAUGAACUUUUCAAUACCAUUAAUCAACAAUAUGAUGAAAUUUUACAAAUUACCCACACACUUUUAUGUGAAAAAUUCCAUUAUAAAAACAUGCUGUAUGCUUUGAAGGAUUUUCUACUAAUGGGCAAAAGUGAUCUUAUAGAAAUUUUGACUAAAAAGGCUAUAGAUCUAUUAAUGUCUCCAGCAACGACAAUUCAAGGGUAUAGAUUAACAAGUUCACUACAAGAAGCUGUUCAACAAUCAUCAAUAAACCAUUGGAUUAAUCAAACCGACAAAAAUUUUAUUAUAAAUGGAUUAGAUGCACGAGUAUUAGAUAUGGGUCAUGGUUCUGUUGGUUGGGAUAUAUUUACUCUGGAUUAUAACAUGGAACCACCAUUGUCUUUAGUGCUAAAUGUGAACAGAGAAGGUGGUAAGAAGGAAUAUUUAAGAAUCUUUAACUUUUUAUGGAGAUUUAAGAAGAACGCAUAUUUUUUCAAUGAUGAGAUGUUGAGGUCCAAUGAAUUGUUGAAGAUGCUGAGCAAAAUAAGGGUAGGAAACCCACUAGCUAAAGAUAUACUUACCAAAUUAUCCAAAUUUUGCAUUCUACGAUCCAAGUUGCACCAAUUUAACAGCAUGAUGGAAUCAUAUUGUCUCAAUUUCAUUAUUGAAAAAGAAUUCAAUACUUUGGAAUCCAAAUUGAACUCCACUGAAAACGAUAUCAUUCUCCUUGGCAACAAAUUUUCAGAAUCAGAUACAACAACACCUAUUCAAAAGCCAAUGAAAGAUAUACUACACUUGACAGUUGACAGUGAAAGGAACAAUAAUGGAAAUCAAGUUAUCAGACGAACCAAUUCUAAGACGUUAUUGAAUAUUGACGAACUUGAUAAUGCGCACAACACUUUUUUACAUAGCGUUCGUUCUCAUAAACUUCUACUUGCUAAUUCUGAUAGUAAUAUCGGGACAUAUUCAGGUAAUCCAUACCCAAUCUCGUUAAUGAUAAUCAUGGAAACUGUUUUCAAGUUUAUUGAAUUUUAUUCUAAAUUGAAUGAUAUAUCUGAAAAAGUGUUAAUUCAAUUGAAUUUAGCAGAUACGGGAAAUUUAGGUGACCUACUGACUCAGUUCACGUCAGCAUCCUUGAGUACAGUACAAGAAUAUAAGAGAUUUAACCAUCAACUUUAUGUUUUUUGCAAAGAUUUGAAAUCUGACGAUGAAGAUGAUUUGCGUGUAUUAAGCAGGAUGUUAAGGUAG